AUGUAAACAAGGUCAGACACUGCAGUAUAUACCCUCACACGCACCGGGCGGCAACUUCUUUCCGUGAGAGGAGGACACAGACUCUUCGCAGCACAAGCUCUGACAAAGCUCCCCCCCCCCCCAGCCCGAGAGCCAAGAUGAUGCAAUGUUUCCACUUUAUGGUCGAGCCGGCCAAGAACAUCACGGCCAAACUCAAGGAGUCCCGUCGGAGGGCGAGGGAUGAGAAGCUGGAGCCCCUGGAGGAGGACCAGCUGUUCGUGGUGGACCUGGCCCGGGACCUGAGCCGCGUGUGCCAGAGGUCCGGGGUACUGGAGCAGGUCUGGAACCAGGAGGACGUCUGGCCCGUGAUCAGCUGCAAGGCCUUCAUCCUGGAGUGGGCCUUCAUGCUGGAGAGCAAGAAGAGCUCCCUGCAGAGCGACGGCUGGCCAGAGAUGCCUCGGCUCAGUAAGGAGGACCUCUACGACGAAGAGGGCCUGCAGCAGGCCAAGACCAUCAUCACCAACUGGACCAAGGACCUGCGGGCCCAGCCGGAGAAGAGUGUGUGGCCCGGGGAGCCGGUGGCCAAGGUGCUGGAGGACCUCCAGUCGGCGUGGCGAUGGGGGCGUAUGCCCACCCUCCUGACGGCCAUGGAGCUGGUGAUGUGGACCCUGAUCUGCCAGAGCCUGGACAAGGAUACUAUUCCACAGCAGUGGUUCAUCUGGAAACAAAGGACCAACCAAAUCGGAGCCGUCCGCUACAUUCCGCACUUAAUUUGGGAGUGGAUGUCCGACUCCGCAGCGGAGGUGACCCUUGACCUAGACUCGGCCAACCCCGACCUGGUCAUCAGCGGCAACGACAAGCGCAUGCGCUGCGGGUUCCAGCGCAGCGGCGUGGCCAACCUGCACCAGCGCUUCGACGGCUGGUGGUGCGCCGUGGGCGCGGAGGGCUUCUCCUCCGGCCGGCGCUACUGGGAGGUGGAGGUGGGCGAGCGCGACUGGCGGCUGGGCGUGGCCCGCGAGUCGGCGCUCCGGAAGGGCUUCCGCUCCCUGAACACCGACACGGGCUACCUGACGCUGCGCCUGGAGCGCGGCACGGAGCUGAAGGCGCUGACGGUGCCGUACACGGCGCUGCCGCCCGGGCUCAUCCCCCGGCGCGUGGGCGUGCACCUGGACCACGACCACGGCCAGCUGUCCUUCUACGACGUGGACACGCGCGCCCACAUCUACUCCUACAACGAGGCCUUCGGCGGCGAGAAGCUGUUCCCGCUCUUCGGCACGGUGGAGAUCGUCCAGGACCUGGUGAUCCGGGCGCCGGUGGGCCGCUCCAGCUGCCUCUGCCCCGCCUCCUGCCUCUGGGCCUGAGGCCCCGCCCCCUCUGAGGACCGCCCCCCCCCUCAAUGCUCCAGUAGGACAACGUGACUCUUAGCGUAUUCGUUCGGUGUAGCCCCCUCCCUCCACUGCUGUAAGACCGUCGAGCCAGAAGAUAGAGCUGCUUCUCUGUGUAACCCCUGCGCUGCCUUACCCUAACCUUUGACCUAACCCUACCCUAACCGUUAACCUAAGCCAACCCUCCCUAACCCUAACCCUAACCCUCAUCCUCACCCUAACCCUGACCCAAACACUGACCCUAACACUGACCCUAACCCUCACCCUAACCCAAACACUGACCCUAACCCUAAACCUUACCCAAACACUGACCCUUACCCUGACCCUAAACCUUACCCAAACACUGACCCUGAUUGCUAGAGCCUCCUCCUCACUCACCAACACGCACACGUCCAUCAAAUACAUGUACCUGUAUUUUCAUAACAUGUAAAGAACACUUGAGUAUUCAUACCACAUACUGUGCAAUAUUAACCCUGCAGUAACAAUGCACUUUCUGUGAAUAAGAAAUAAACAAUGAAUGUGAAUUCUG
This is a messenger RNA of Gadus morhua (Atlantic cod), 1893 nucleotides long. Its product is annotated as butyrophilin subfamily 1 member A1. Gene Ontology annotation, molecular function: protein binding. NCBI's taxonomy places the organism in Eukaryota, Metazoa, Chordata, Actinopteri, Gadiformes, Gadidae. The record is from RefSeq and is a predicted model, not a curated record. The transcript has 10 exons. Bases 138 to 1340 code for a protein of 400 amino acids.